AUGCCGGCUGUAAGUAGUGGGGAGCAUAAAACGGGUAGUGGGGCUCCAGCUCCAGUGUACUCUGCGACCAGUUACGUCCCUGCUGUGCUCGCAAGUCCACUUUCAGUACGAGCAACAGUAUUAAGAAGGCCAGAAUUAUUUGAGGAGUCGGCCCCAGAACUGGUAGAAGAAGGUGAUAUUUUAUUUGAUGUCCUCGCUAAUCCUCUAUACUACCCUUCUAAAGCUCUUGCAGAUGCAUCCGCUCCACCUUCUGAGAGACGACGUAGUGAAGCAGUUGCAUUAACUACAUGUGGUGUUGGAUCUGUUCUUUCAUUGCCUUCGACCAUUGGAAAACAUUUUGUAGGUCAAGUUUUUAGAGCUUUUUUAAGUUUUCACAACGCUGCAACCUACCCUCUUUCUUCUUUGACUUUUCGCAUUGAGUGUUUUCAUCCGACACAGCAGCGUACACCACUAGUUAAUUACGAAUGCCCUCGUUUGGAGGGUAAAGGGAAUGCAUCAUUUAAGGUGGAGUUUUUGCUGCAAGAACCAGGACAACAUACUCUGGGUGUAGUAGUAACAUAUCUUGAUAUUGUAAAUGAAACAAAACGUUUGACGUGGUCAUCAGGAUUUCAGGCGGAAAGAGCUAUCACAGAGGCUCAUAGAUCUCUUCAAAUUGUUCCUAUUUUGACUCAUCAUCAGCGUGAUACACUUAAUCCAUUACGUGCCACAGAAACUACUAUUAAAGAAGUAAUGUCAAAUAUCAAUUUGCCUACAAGAAAAUAUAUUCUUUCUCUUUGUUUACAAAAUACAUCAUCGGUACCAUUAGCUAUUACAAGCGUAGAAUUACAUAGUGGAGAGGCUUUUGAAGUCUUACCACCACCACAUCGUACAUCUGCAAGAAGUGAUCGCUCUUCUUCACCCAAGUGGUUGCCUGAAUCUGCCGUAGAGAGAAAAGAAGAUCCGAAUGCGUUUCGCAUGCGUUAUGCAGGUGGUGGAGCAGAUACUAUAGAAGACCUGCAUAUGCGUCCAAAAGACAGGCGAAACUAUUACUUUGAACUCCUUGUGAAACCGGAUACUAUUCGUUCUCUUGCCCUAUGCCAUCGAUCUACCGGUGCAUCUCCGUCUGUGACACCACCAAAUUUAACGGAUCUUGGACACGUGGAGUGGAAAUGGCGUCGCCCUAAUGGUGAUAGUGGAACAGAAUGUAGUAGUCUUUUGCGGCUUGGACGUCUUGCAAAACAACCAACACUAGAAAUGUUUGUAAUAGGUAUGCAGCCGGAAACACCAAAGGCUGGAAAACCGAUGACAUUUGAGUGUAUUGCUAUCAAUUAUGAUCCUUCAAUACGUGUAGAUUUAGCCUUGCGGGUGCGACCAGAACAGUUGGCACCAUCGUUUGUAUACGCCGGACCUCUGUUUUCUCCUUUAGGUCUUGUUGAACCACAAGGGUCAAUUUCUUUCAGUGUGUUGUUGGUGCCGUGGAAGUCUGGAUGGUUCUCGUUGCAGCAAGGCCUCGAACUCUGCGAUGCCCGAGCGCCGGCGAACUUGCUGUGGCCAUUGCGGCCAGUUACAACGCAACCACCACCGAUAUCAUUAAAGACACCGGGAACAGGAGUAGUUGUAGUGGAGGCACAGGAGCAGCCGUACCCACCAGUGUUGUGUGAAGUCCUUGUCUGCUGA
Messenger RNA from Trypanosoma theileri, 1656 nucleotides. RefSeq lists its product as uncharacterized. Gene Ontology annotation, cellular component: TRAPPIII protein complex. The record is from RefSeq and is a predicted model, not a curated record. NCBI's taxonomy places the organism in Eukaryota, Euglenozoa, Kinetoplastea, Trypanosomatida, Trypanosomatidae. The transcript has a single exon. The coding region runs from base 1 to 1656 and encodes 551 amino acids.